CAGGAAUGUCCGGAUAUCUUAAUAUCAUUUAGUUAAGAAUGAACUGUUAUCGGAUUCGGUUGAUUUGGUUCUAAGUGCGACAGUGAUUAAGUUCUGAGUCAGGGCUACAGAGUAACAGGAUAUAAUAAAGGAAUACUGUGGUCGCCACUUAACCCAAAAUGAUGGUAAACAGCGACCAAAAGAAAUCUCGUAUGUCAACAUUAAACAUCAAAAAUAGUUACUCAGCUGAAGCAUCUUCUUUACGGUCCGUUAGUUCCGAUGAUGCGUCAGGUGUGGUUCGUGACCAAUGUUGUAACGACAAUAAUUCCACAACAACAUCGAAAGGAACCAUACCACAAAACGGCAGUAGAAUUCAAUUAUUUCAAAUGAUUAUUCUACCGUUUAUUCCAAUACUCGCGUUAAUCAUUCAGACCUCGUUCAUGCUAAAUGAUAUUUUGAUAUAUCGAAUGGAGUGUACAGAAAUUGAGACACAAGUGUCUGUAGCUACUGACUUAGGAAAACUUGUAACGAGAUUGCAGCUCGAACGUUCGGAAGUUGCUUUUUUCAUAUUUACCAAUGGCAGUACGUUAAGAUCAAAUUUGCCACAAAGAUUCGGCGUAACAGAUCAAGCCAUAAAUAAGUUGUCCGCCUUGCAGGAUUCAAGUAUUCCGAUCAAGGCAGUGGAAAAUGGAAUGGAAAUUUUUCUUAAUCGGUCAGAGUUUCAUUCUCGCUUGAAAGAUUUUCGGCAGAAAAUAAGUUCGGAAGAGAGCAGCAUAACGGAAGUUAUGGAUUGGUAUACUGCCAUAAAUGGUGGUUUAUUGGACCACUUGUCGAAGCAGAUCAAAGAGACGGACAAUAGUGGUGUGUGGAGACAUUUAGUGGGCUUUAAGAAUUUAUUAAGGAGCAUUGAGUGCUAUGGUAUUGCGUCUGUUCAUGGAAUUAACUAUUUCGGUAGAGGCGUUCUGGGAUAUGAAAAUUAUGUGGCUUACAUUAGAAACGACAUUUUGGGUCGCGAUCUACUGAAUGGAUCGUUGUACUAUGUACCAGCACUGAAAAUUUUAUACAAAAAUUUGACAAGAGUUAUGCCCGAUUAUGGUCAUUUAAGAAAUUGGAGUAACAUCAUCCUAAAGAACACUCGCAUUAAUUCUUCAAUUGAAAAUGCCGUCAACUAUUUUGAUGUUAUGUCAACGUAUUUGGAUGAACUGCGUAAAAUUCAAAGAGAAUUAAGGCAUCAGAUAAGAAAUGACGUAACAGCCAAAAUUCGACGAGCUAGUAACAGCGAAGCGGUUGGAAUAUCUAUUUUGGUUGUAGUCUUGCUCGUCUCACCAGUAAUCAUAUUUUUAGUCAGAAACGCAGCGAAUACCAUUCAGAUGUACGCCGACAACUUGUCAAUCAAAGCGAAAGAAUUGAAACGAGAAAAGAAGAAAAGCGACACAUUAUUAUUCCAAAUGUUACCGUUGAGUGUUGCAACACAACUUAAGCAAACACGAAAGGUGCCAGCCGAGUAUUAUGAUGACGUCACAAUUUACUUUAGCGACAUCGUUGGCUUCACUGAAAUAGCAGCAGAGUGUACUCCAUUAGAGGUCGUCACAUUUCUCAAUUCCAUUUACAAAGUGUUUGACUCUCGGAUCGAAUGUUACGAUGUGUAUAAAGUGGAGACCAUUGGGGACAGCUAUAUGGUCGCCUCGGGACUUCCAAUAAAGAAUGGGAAAAAACACAUUUCCGAGAUUGCAACAAUGGCACUGGAUUUACUCGACGCUACUAAUCUGUUUAAGAUACCACGCAGACCAAGUGAAACUUUGCAAAUACGCUCGGGUAUACAUUGUGGUAGUUGUGUAGCCGGAAUUGUCGGAACCAAAAUGCCACGGUAUUGCCUAUUCGGAGAUACCGUUAAUACGGCUUCCAGAAUGGAAACUACUGGCGAAGCUCUCCGCAUUCACAUAACAAGCGAAAUGAAUGAUGCAUUGGCAGCCAUUGGUGGAUUUAAAACCGAACACCGAGGCUUGAUUGACGUUAAGGGCAAGGGCUUGAUGAACACAUUCUGGCUGACUUGUCGAGAUGGUGCACCAUUGCCGGUACACGAAGAGAUUGCUUGGUUUGCUGAUAUUCAACCUGUCUUUUUUAGAUAUUGAAAAGAAUUUGAAAAUUUUAUUAUUUUCUUGGAGAGCCUUGCUUAAUAAAUGUGCUUUACGUAAAUUGAGAAUUUUAUGGUUGAAUAAUUGGCCGCUGCUGCUGGUAUCGAGUGACGAACUUGGAGCAACACAACACAAACUUUACACGAAAUGAGGACGUGAGGAUUGCAUAUCAUCGUGUGCUGACAAUAAAAUCAAGCAGGAAAAUCAAGCACCUAAAUAUCCACUCUUCCGAUCACAAAUAUCUCCUGAACAGAUUAAUAUCCAAUUACUCAACAGUUUGAUGGUUGCUACUUAUAUCCAAAUAAAUGUUU
Bradysia coprophila is the source of this 2425-nucleotide messenger RNA. RefSeq lists its product as uncharacterized. The record is from RefSeq and is a predicted model, not a curated record. Gene Ontology annotation, cellular component: plasma membrane. NCBI's taxonomy places the organism in Eukaryota, Metazoa, Arthropoda, Insecta, Diptera, Sciaridae. Gene Ontology annotation, biological process: intracellular signal transduction; cGMP biosynthetic process; receptor guanylyl cyclase signaling pathway. Gene Ontology annotation, molecular function: adenylate cyclase activity; peptide receptor activity; guanylate cyclase activity.